Messenger RNA from Physella acuta, 1265 nucleotides. RefSeq names its product methylglutaconyl-CoA hydratase, mitochondrial-like. Gene Ontology annotation, cellular component: mitochondrion. Lineage: Eukaryota; Metazoa; Mollusca; Gastropoda; Physidae. Gene Ontology annotation, molecular function: catalytic activity. Gene Ontology annotation, biological process: fatty acid beta-oxidation. The record is from RefSeq and is a predicted model, not a curated record.
AUAAAUAAAAACAAAUACAGGAUAUAUCGCGGAGCAGGUUCAUAGUUCGUUCAAAAUGGCUCUGUUACAUCCUUCGGCGGUCAAGCUUCUACGACAAAGUCAACCUAUUAGGUAUUGUUAUCGAUUUUUGUGUCAAAAGGAGCAAAGCCCCGAAGAUGAGCUGCACUUGAAUUAUCUUGAAGGAGACCAGAAAGGUAUAGCAGUUAUAUCAUUGAGAAGAUUCAGAUACAAAAAUGCAAUGGGUAAAAAUAUCAUGCAGAGGUUUAUUGAUUCUAUGCAAGAACUCAAGUUUCAAAAUAGCAUCAGAACAGUCAUCAUCCGAAGUGAAGUACCAGGAGUAUUUUGUGCAGGAGCUGACUUGAAAGAGAGGCUUCAGAUGACCAACCAGGAAGUGAGCUUGUUUGUUGCUAAGUUACGCUACAGUGUUGCUGAGCUGCACAACUUACCAAUGCCUACAAUAGCAGCUAUUGAUGGUUUUGCACUUGGCGGUGGCCUAGAGAUGGCUUUAGCUUGCGAUAUGAGGAUUGCUGCAAGUAAUGCCAAGGUGGGUUUAAUAGAGACAAGCCUUGCUAUUAUUCCUGGAGCUGGUGGAACUCAACGGUUGCCUCGUGUGAUUGGUCCAUCACUGGCUAAGGAGCUCAUAUUUACUAGUCGACGGUUGGAUGGGUGGCAAGCUAAAGAAAAUGGUGUUGUGAACCAUUGCGUUGAGCAGAAUGCGAAUGGUGAUGCGGCGUAUCAAAGAGCACUCAAGUUAGCUGAAGAGAUUCUUCCUCAGGGACCAAUAGCUCUAAGGAUGGCAAAGGCAGCAAUAAACCGUGGGAUUGAGGUGGAAAUAGAUGCAGGGAUGAGAUAUGAAGAAGCCUACUAUGCUCAGGUGAUUCCAACGAAAGAUAGAAUUGAAGGUCUGGUUGCUUUCAAAGAAAAAAGGAAACCUAAAUAUGAAGGGCAUUGAUCUUAUCAUUGUCCAGAUAUUAGCUUGCAGUCAAAUUGAUUCCCCUAUAUAUACAGCUUUCCUGCUUUUAUCUUGGAGAACAACUGGUGGUGGAUUUCAAUGCAUCGCACAGCAUUGGGGAAAGGAAAACAGUUAUUGUUUUUUAAAGCACAAACUAUUUAAUCCAUGCAUAAAAUACUAGGUUGGGGGAUCUUGAGUAAAAGGUUAAUAAGGGCCAGAUUGUUAUUUUUUACUGUUAAAAAGUGUAUGUAUAAAUCUUAAUCAGCUGUAUUUUGUUUGUUGGUUUUAUAUAUAUAUAUAUAUAUAUAUAUAU